Messenger RNA from Cotesia congregata, 3561 nucleotides. The record is from the annotation of a GenBank genome assembly. NCBI's taxonomy places the organism in Eukaryota, Metazoa, Arthropoda, Insecta, Hymenoptera, Braconidae.
AUGGCUGAAACUACACAAACUCCCGAAAUUCUUAUUCACUCUGCAGAUGGCGCUCAGCUACUGUCAGGUGACUACAACAACAAUAACAACAAACACCAAACCCAAGAAGAUUCUUACCCCGUUAUGAUUGACAAUAACCUCUCCUCACAGCAGAUUGACAUCUCCGAGGAAUUUAGCGACACGGACUCUGAAUUAAAUAUUACAGUGGUGGAUACCACAAUCUCUGGCUCUCAACCAAUAUCUCAGGGUAUAUCUACCAAGGCCCACAUAGGCAGACCAACCAACGCGGAACUUCUCGCAAAGAGUAUUGACAAGUCACAAACGACGCUUACUAAAUUUACAAAAAGAAAAGAGCCAGAAGGCGGCCACGAUGCCUUCCGAGUCACAAAAAAAAACACAAACCUUAACCAGCCACAGCUUCCGAUUGGUCCUCAUGAUCAAUCCAUGCCUGCUCGAACAGCUGAGACUCUCUUCCAGCACUCUAUCCCGGUAGUUAAUUCACUCCAGGAUCUAUUAAAACAGCUUAUGAUAUGGAGGGAAGAAGACAAACAGGACACAGCCAAAUUCAAGGCCGAAGUCCUCGCACAGAUUACAAGAGAAACAGACAAACUAACAUCGGCAGCCUCGUUCAAAAAACUGGACCUGGCCAAAACCGACACGUCAAUAGUAUUUUGGAAUGCGCGAGGUCUCCCUGAACCUGAAAUUCUACUAAAUUUCAAAGAGGGGACUAUUAUCAACAUCUCAGAGACUUGGCGUACUGAAAGAAAAACUUCUCUGCCCUCUGCGCUAAACUCCUUCAAUAAAAUAUGGUCUCCAGCUAUAAAGGACAAAACUCUGGGACGACCAAGUGGUGGCUUAGUUUCUCUCAUGAACAAUGACCUGCAGCAUCGUAUUUUAUCAUCUUCACGCUGGUGGCUAAUUUUUUUGGUCACUCUAAAUAAGGUAAAAGUUAUCAUAGCAUCUAUUUAUUUUAACCCAAGUUGUAAUCUAGAUUCUGUAUUAGAAGAACUAAACCUAGUCUUAGAUGAUAUAUUGCUAUCCACUGUCUUUGAUGUAUUUGUCAUAGGUGGCGAUUUCAACGCCCGCUUGGGGUUGCUGAAUGAAGUUGACCCAGAGUGCACAGAAAGCACACGUAUUAGCACUUCUAGAAAAUCUAUGGACAAAAAAAUUACCCCGAGAGGUAGCCGGCUGAACAACUUCAUGGAAGAACACGGCUUUGUGCUGCUUAAUGGAAGGUGUCAGCCCGACACAAGUGGCAAUUUCACCUUCUUUGGCCCACAAGGCCUGAGCGUUGUGGACUUGGCCUGGGUAAACCUCGCUGGAGUCGACUUAAUAACGGAGUUCAGAGUUGAUCAAAGUCUAUACUGCUCGGACCACUAUCCGAUAAUGCUCAAACUCGCAACUAAUAACGCCAGACAGCCUCAAGCCCUACACACCGCACCUUCUCGUCCAACGCCUCGCCCUAAAUGGAACCAAGAAGCCGCUCCCGAAUUCACAAACGUUAUGAAAUGGUCACCCUUGGUACAGUACAACAGUACCGCUCCAAACGCCAACUCUCUCAACAAGGAUCUCCUUGACGCUAUUCAACAAGCCACUGAAACCUCGGGGAUGCUAAGAAACGCUCAAGGUAAACGUAUUACCAACAAACAUAAACCUUGGUUCGACAAGGAAUGCUCUCAACUCAAGUCUCGCUUAUCACAGACACACAACACUUGUCGGAGACUAAACUUCUCAGACCCCCAGGCUAACAAUGAGUUCCUGCAGCUUAGGAAAAUAUUUCACAAUGUUACUAACAAAAAGAAGAAAGAGUAUAGGAAGAGAAUCACGAAUGAUUUCGCCGCUGUCAAUGAUACCUCCAGAUUCUGGGCAGUGGUACGCUCUGCAAAACGCAUAUCUGUCUACGUGCCCCCACUCCCGGUUGAAGUCUGGAACAGGUGCCAUGACAACGCGUUCGUCCUGCAAUCUGCUUUGCAAAUCCACUUAAGACAACCCGGUGCUUCUUGUUUUGGGCUUUUCGUGGAUUGCAGAAGAGCAUUCGACUCAAUCCCUCACGACUUGCUCUGGGUGAAACUUAAUAAUUUAGGUGUCAGUGAAAAAAUGAUAAAAGUCAUCCAAAAUCUAUAUGCAAAAACUAAGAUGCGCGUUCGAGUCAACGGAGACUUCUCCAACCCCGUAGACGUUACCACAGGAGUGCUGCAGGGCGAGAUUCUCAGCCCCCUCUUAUUCGUAAUCUAUAUCUCCGAUAUAGUCUCCUUUUUUAGGCGGCGUGACCACUCUGGCAUACAACUCACCAACAAAGUUGACUUACCAAUACUUCUAUAUGCAGAUGACCUUGUCAUCCUUACUAGAAGACUAGUGGACGUACACAAAGCCCUACGAAUUCUGGGAGAAUAUUGUGACCAAAAUGGCUUAGAGGUGAACACGUCCAAAACCAAGAUAGUGCCGUUUGCCAAAGGCGGCCUCAGGAAAAAAUUUCGGAAACCCUUUAACUACAAGAACUCCCCAGUUGAAGUCACCAAUACCUACAUGUAUCUUGGAAUUCCAUUCAACUCCACCGCCACUGGACGAGGCGCCGCCGAGGAAGCUGUCAAUAAAACUAAUCGUGCUGCUGGGACCGCUCUUGGUAUCCUGUCUAGACUGAGUGCUGACUCAUGGGCGGGAAAAGUAAAAAUAUACAAUGCCAUCGUUCGCUCUACUCUACUCUAUCUGGCUGGUAUCUGGGGCCUCUCUUUUACUGAUACAAUGGAAAAAGCUCAAGUGCAAUUCUUCAAGAAGCUCCUGCAGCUCCCAGCUUGCACUCCAGGCUAUGCGGUUCGACUCGAAGUGGGAGUUUCUCCCCUGGCUGUACAGGUCCUAGACGCUGCAAUUAGAUGGGCCUCUAAGGUACUAAAACUAAGUGAUGACCGUUUGCCCAAGAUCUGCUUUCUCCGCCUACUCGAACUGUCCAGAGUCGAAGAUCAGUAUGGGCUGAAGAACAAAUACCCUGGAAACUGGGUCUCGGCACUCAAAAGCCUACUGAAGGCCUGUGGAUAUGACAGUCUGUUUAACUCGCUUUCUUCAGAGACAUGGGAAUCUAGAAGGCAGGAGGUGGUGUCAAGCUUCGCCAAAAGUCUCCGAGAUGCUGAUUAUAAACGUUACAGCAACUCCAAUAGCUGCCAAAUUCCAAUUCAACGGCCCUACGAAGGCCCUGCUAAAUACCUCAAACGUUGCCCUUAUUACGCGCUGAACAUCAAGGCCCAGCUUAGAUUGGCAACAAAAUAUGCCUGUAACAUAACAUUCAAUGGAAUUACUUACAGACUCUCUCCGAGGUCUCCCUGUCGAGUCUGUGAGCUUGAUGAAUUGGAAACAACUUCUCACUUCUUGUCCUCCUGUCCCAGGUAUCAAUCUCUCCGUAAUAAAUACCUGACCACGCUGGAUCUGAAUCUAGAUACGGCUCAAAUUCUCUCCCUGGACACUGCCUGCAGCACAAAAACUCUCGCACACUUUGUGAUGGAAAGCCUUGUACUGAGAGAGAAACUGCUGACUUCGAUCCCACUGGUGGACAAUGAUCAGAAUCAAUAA